This is a messenger RNA of Prorocentrum cordatum, 968 nucleotides long. The record is from the annotation of a GenBank genome assembly. NCBI's taxonomy places the organism in Eukaryota, Dinophyceae, Prorocentrales, Prorocentraceae.
GUGCUCGCAUGUACAACGGCAUGCACCACCUCCGCAACAGGCUCCGCGAGCGCCACGCCCUGGGGUGCCGGCGGCUGCGGGGCGUGCUCUCGUCCAUGGACCACGAGGGGUCUGGGCAGGUGGAGUUCCGGCAGGCGUACGCGACAAAGCUGAAGGAUUGGGCCCUUCUGGAGACGCCGGAGUACCUCGGCGCCACUGGCGCGCUCGCCGAGAAGGGGGCCAAGGGAGGCGGCCCGGGCGUGCUCAUUCCGAACUACGUGUCUGGCAUCAACAGCUGCCGCGAUCCAGGCGCGCACCCGACAAUGAUGUGCUGCCCAGACGAGUGCGAGGCCGAAAUAUUGCCGCGCCUGGAGGCCGCUUCAGCAGGGCCCCGCAUCGCGCCGAAGCAGGUGUGGGCCGUGCUGUCCCGCCUGAUCAAGGGAGACAAGAUGGUCUCGGCCGACAAGCGCAGGGACCUGCACUCUGAGCUGCACGCCCUGGGACUCAGGUCAGCGGACGGCCUCGUCGAGGUGCACGGGCGCCGCCUGGGCCGCUGGCUGCACCGCGCCUUCCCCCACAAGUGCCGCGGGCCCGCGGCGCCGGGCGCCCCGGCGGUGGUGGACCCGGCCGUGUCGCCCACGGCCUGGACAAAGGCUGGAAAGUACCUGCCGCUGGACGCGCCAGAGGUCGAGGAGAUUCGCGCUCACUUGGAGACCCGCUGGGGCCCCGACGGCACAGGCGCGGACCCGCGAUCGUUCGCGGCUCGGAGCUCGAUGAGCUUGGACGAGGAGUUGCAGCUCAUCCACAGGUUCCACGAACAGCAGAAGUCCGGCGGCCCGCCCGUGCAGCAGGCCAUGGAGGACGCCCUCAACGUCCGCAUGCUGGACCGCUCGGCCCCCUCGGAGUGGCUGCUGGCGGCCGCCCUGGCGGCCGCGCUGCUGGGGCCCCUGGCGGUGGCCGUCGCCCUGGCAGGGCGGCUCGCAGCCGAG